Molecule: messenger RNA, 1576 nt
Organism: Solea solea (common sole)
Lineage: Eukaryota; Metazoa; Chordata; Actinopteri; Pleuronectiformes; Soleidae
Gene: c1qtnf13
Product: C1q and TNF related 13
Exons: 2
Coding region: 124-1209 (361 amino acids)
Molecular function (GO): protein binding
Source: RefSeq, a predicted model, not a curated record
GUGUGGAAGCUCCUCCCUGACAUAUUCAUGUGGACAAAAGCUUUGUCUCUCCGUGUGUUACGUGAACAUUAGCUGUGCGCUAAACUAAGAGGAACUUAGGAAAUUUCUAAUUUUCUGUCCAGCAUGCAAUUUCUGCUUCAACACAGCUCGACAGCUCACUGGAGCACACGCUACAUCCUGCCGUGCAUAUUCAUCAUGAUCGCCUCCUCUGGACCAGUUUCUGCCUUUCACGCCCCUCCAGUCACGACAGGUCUCCGCUCAGCUUUCUCUGCCACACAAACCACCAGCAUAGUGGGAGGCAGGCAGAAGGUCGUGACCUUCGACAGGCUCAUGGUCAACAUCGGAGGGGAUUUCCAUCCGGACAGCGGCCGCUUCCACUGUCGCAUCCCUGGGGCUUACUAUUUCUCCUUCUCCGUGGGGAAGUUUCCAAAGAAAAUACUGUCAGUCAUUCUGGCGAAGAACGGGAAGGAGGUGCAGGCUAUGGCGUAUGACGACUACCUCAAGAAAGGGAGGAAAGUUCAGAGUCAAAGCAUCAUGAUAGAGUUGAGGGAGAUGGACACUGUUUGGCUGCUCUUACAGCCGUCUCCUCAGUAUGCUUUGUACAGCAAUGCCGGGCCUUACAUCGCCUUCUCUGGUUACCUCAUUUACCCCGAUGUCUCCACAGCGAGCUACAUCAACAACCACCUCGCUCCACCAGGCCAGUCCUACCCACACUGCCCUCCUCCUGCUGACCCACAGGUCAGAGGUCAGACGUCAGUGCAGCCACGGUCAGCUUUCUCUGUGGCCCGGACGUCCACGCUCAUAGGUCAGAGCAGCAGGCAGCAGAACAAGCGACCUCUGACCUUUGAUGUGGAGUAUAUCAACAUUGGGGGACAUUUCAACAAAACCUCCGGCCUUUUCACAUGUCGCUUCCCGGGCGCUUACUUCUUUGCCUUCACUGUGGGGAAACACCCUCGCAAGGCCGUUUCUGUGAAGCUGAUGACCGGGAAGGGAGACGUGCAGGCGAUGGUGUUCGACGACGACACGUCAAAGAGACGGGAAAUGCAGAGUCAGAGUCUGCUGCUGUCUCUCAGGAGAGGCGACACGGUUUGGCUGUACAGUCAGCAGGAUGAACGUUACGCCGUCUACAGCAACCAGGGCAGGUACACCACCUUUUCUGGAUUCCUGGUUUAUCCUGAGGCAGAACUCUUCACACCGUCGACGAGCUGAAAUACAACUCAUCUCUGAAUGUGUUUUUGUUAAAGUAGCAGAAAAGACAAAAAAGAAACAGAAAAAAAAGAUUCUGCAUCACUGUAGAGCGAGAAAAUUCACUGCUUUUUGUUUGUUUGUUUGCAUUUUAUGUCAUUCUCAGUAAAUAAUUGAAUUCCAAAUUACACCACAAGAUGGUGCUAUGACACAAUUAAGCACAUUAACCAGUGUGCAACAUGGUUAUAUUUGUUCCUGCUCAAAAACAAAAGGAUGUAUGUAUUAUUUGUGUUUAUGUAUAAAUUAUUGGUGAAGUCCAAAUUGUUUUAUUAUCGUUUAAUUUUAUAUUUAAUAGUGUGGAUGCUCUGUAUCUGUGAUGUUGCUAUUUUAU